Messenger RNA from Ciona intestinalis (vase tunicate), 1823 nucleotides. Lineage: Eukaryota; Metazoa; Chordata; Ascidiacea; Phlebobranchia; Cionidae. The record is from RefSeq and is a predicted model, not a curated record.
AAGAUGUUUGUAAAAAAGUUACUAGGUACUGUGGCUACUUUGGGGGUUGGGGGUUUGGUGGGGGUCGUGGUUGAACGUAAACGAAGGAAUGAAGUGAACGCUGCUGGGGUGGAUCGACCGAACCAGAUCAUGAGAUACGGUUUCCCAACUAAUUCAAACUUGAAGGUACGUUCGAAUUACGUUUUGUCGUACGAUCGACGAAAUAGAAAUCCUAACUGGGUGUUUGAACAUUUAAACAUAGAUAUCAUAAAGAAGACAAAAGAUUCAAUCGAGCGUGACCAACUUGCAUUCACAGAGGAUUCCUCGAUACCUGGUUGGUUCCGCUCGACCAACCGUGACUUCGCUAAGAGUGGAUUCGACCGAGGUCACAUGGCUGCGGCAGCCAAUCACAAUGCGCAAGCCACAUGGAAAGCCGAUACAUUCUACUUAAGCAACAUCGUGCCGCAACACCCCCACAUGAACCAACACGCAUGGAAUAACUUGGAGAAAUACGUUCGUAGUUUAUGUCACCAUAACGAUAAUGUUUACGUUUGUACCGGCCCAUUGUAUCUACCAAGGAAAGAGGCGGAUGGUCGAAUGUUUGUGACCUACCAAGUUAUUGGGGACAACCAUGUAGCAGUGCCUACCCAUCUAUUUAAGGUUAUCCUCACUGAGAAGAAAGGUCGCUACACCCUCCGUAGCUAUAUGAUGCCCAACCAUUACAUAGACCCCUCUAUACCACUGGAACAAUUCAAAUGUUCAUUAGAAAACAUAGAAAGGGCUGCGGGGUUCUUUGUAUUUCCACAACUCAAAGCAGAAAUUCAUUGAUUUAAACAACUUCAAUUUUUUAAAUUAACUUUUUUUAAAAAAUUUUGCAUUUUUUUUAUAUUUUUAUGGUCCUUUAAGGACAAUGUGUGUCAAGGGGCUUGGGGUUUGGACCAGAAUUUCCCAAUUUGCCCAAAUACAUGGAACCAUUACUAUGCGGGUUAGGUCUUACGGGAAGGCAUGUCAAAUAAGAGACAACCCAUUUAUAAGGAUGUAUGGAGUAUUUAUUCUAUUUUGUGUCAAAACACCAUUUAUAGUUGUUUUCAUCAUUUGAUACAAACCAAUCCACAAAAGGUUAGUGGUUAUUUUCAAUCCACAAAAGGUUAGUGGUUAUUUUUAAAUUUCUAAUUCUCCUAAAUAUUUGCAGUUUUUUAUUAUUUUUGUUUUAUUCUUAACUGCCAAAUUGUAUGUUUUGUUGCAUUUUAAAGGCGCCGAGUAAUUACCGAUAUUCAUAUUUACGUAUUACUGUGGGGUAAGAUGGGAUACCGUUAGCACAUAAUAUCCCAUGUUUUUUAUAAUCAUGUUUUUAUCAAUUAACAACACGUGUCGGGAGAAUACGGUUAUAUAAUUCUGUAAAUAUUUUUUGUUAGUUACCAAAUGGGACGAUAAAAUAGAAUGAAAAUAUAAACCACCUUACCCCAACCUACCAUACGUUUGAACAGAAUAUGCAAAAGUUAAAUUUAGACGUUUAAAUCUAUCCCAACAUUGUGCCAUUUGUUUAAGCUUUUUAAAAGUUCCUAUUUGUUGUAAACUGUUAUAAUACUGAAAUUCAUAUUCGCAUUAUUGUAUAUUUUAAACCUUUUUUCAAAUGCAUCAUGCUAGUAGAUUUAAUAUAUUUGUGGCAGCACAUUUCAUCAUUUUUACUUAAACAUUUUUAAUUUAAAUUUUUAAAUCUAACAAGAGAAUUAGGUAAAAUUAAAAUAUUAAAAUUUUUGCAUUGAAUACUGUGUGUUAGUCGUUAGGUGUGUUGCAGUUUAUUGCCAAUUAUUUCAUCUAAAAUAAAUGAUAUUGUCAAAUAA